GUCCAAUCUUACCUCUGAAGGUAUUCACAGAUCUUUCCUUUAAAUUUGUUAAAGCGUUCAGAAAUUCGUGAAAGAACAACGAUUGAUUGAUUGUUCUUAGAUCUGAUCAAUUGGGUAUUCGUGAUCGAAGGUUAACUCGUUUAGUUGGGUGUUUUCAUCUGCAAAGAGAGAUAAAGAUGAGUGACAAUUUGUUGGAAAAAGUUAGCUCCUUUAGUGAGAAGUUGAUGAUCGGUGGAGCAGAGGUUAGUCGUAAAAUGACUGCUGGUAUGAGUUCCAUGAGUGAUAAGGUGAAGGAGCUCUUUCAGGGUCCUAAUCAAACUGAUAAGCUUGUGGAGGAAGCUACAGCAGAGACAUUAGAUGAGCCAGAUUGGGCUACAAAUCUCGAACUUUGUGACAUGGUUAAUCUGGAUAAGAUCAAUAGUGUGGAAUUGAUUCGUGGAUUGAAGAAACGGAUAAUGUUGAAGAAUCCCAGGGUUCAGUUCUUGGCUUUGGUAUUGCUUGAAACAGUUGUUAAGAAUUGUGAGAAGGCUUUCUCUGAAGUUGCGGCUGAGAGGGUUCUUGAUGAGAUGGUGAAGUUGAUUGAUGAUCCUCAGACUGUGAUCAAUAGCAGGAACAAAGCCCUUAUUUUGAUUGAAGCUUGGGGAGAAUCUACUGAUGAACUUCGAUACUUGCCUGUUUUUGAGGAAACUUACAAGAGUUUGAAAUCAAGGGGUAUACGUUUCCCUGGUCGAGAUAAUGAAAGUUUGGCUCCUAUAUUCACUCCCACCCCUUCAAUCAUCACAUCUUCUGAAACGAGUGAUAAUUUAGCCCAACAUAUAUCUAGAGAUAUUUUGCCACCUGUCACUUUCUCAGUUGAGCAAGUACAGGAAGAAUUAGAGGUGGCACGUAAUAGUGCCGAGCUUCUCGCAACAGUUCUCUCCUCUUCGCCUGGCGAAGAUGCUUCAGAGGAUGAGGCAACACUGGCACUUGUUCAGCAGUGCCAUCGAUCACAAUUCACUGUCCAGAGAAUGAUCGAGACAGCAGGGGAAAACGAGGCUCUGAUGUUUGAAGCCUUGAAUGUUAACGAUGAAUUGCAGAAAAUCCUCUCCAAGUAUGAAGAUUUGAAGAAACCCGACAUAGUUCGACAGGGGCUUGAACCUGCAAUGAUACCAGUUGCAGUUGAGCCCGAAGAUUCUCUGCAAUGGAAAGAAGACGAUACUACCCUUGUGAGAAAACCGUCUGGUUCUAGAGCAGCCGGAGUUAAUAAUAAUAAUGAUGAGAUGAUGGAUGAUCUUGAUGAGAUGAUCUUUGGUAAGAAGGCGGGUAACAAUUCUGAAGGAGCCGAUGAUGCAAAGAAGAACGAUCUCAUCUCAUUUUGAAUGGUGUUGUGAAUCUUCUUCCUUUCAAUCAUGCAAAUAUAGUAAGCCUUUUCAGACUUCACAUAUGAAUUAAUUUUAUGAUUUGAAUUUAUAAUCGGUUUGCUUCCAUUGUACUUGUUAUGUGACAUUGACUUGCACUUGCUGGAGAAACUCAACAUCAUAUGAUUUUUUAAGCAAAUUAAUUGAAUGCAUUAUUAUUG
Messenger RNA from Impatiens glandulifera, 1558 nucleotides. RefSeq names its product TOM1-like protein 1. The coding region runs from base 177 to 1358 and encodes 393 amino acids. Gene Ontology annotation, biological process: protein transport to vacuole involved in ubiquitin-dependent protein catabolic process via the multivesicular body sorting pathway. The transcript is spliced from 4 exons. The record is from RefSeq and is a predicted model, not a curated record. Gene Ontology annotation, molecular function: phosphatidylinositol binding; ubiquitin binding. NCBI's taxonomy places the organism in Eukaryota, Viridiplantae, Streptophyta, Magnoliopsida, Ericales, Balsaminaceae.